Messenger RNA from Ananas comosus (pineapple), 1549 nucleotides. Its product is annotated as nuclear localization sequence-binding protein-like. The record is from RefSeq and is a predicted model, not a curated record. Bases 281 to 955 code for a protein of 224 amino acids. Lineage: Eukaryota; Viridiplantae; Streptophyta; Magnoliopsida; Poales; Bromeliaceae. The transcript has 4 exons.
AAAAAAAAAUCAGAAAAACAGAUGACAAAAAUAAAAUAAAAGCAAAAUCAGAAGAAAAAACACGGAGAGAGGAGGCAUAUCGAAUCUUUCAUCAUCCUCUCAAACCCAAAAAAACGAUCCAUCUCUCUCUUUCAGUUCUGAUACCCCACUAAUCCCUUCAUCUUCCCUUCUCCUCCACCAUUAUUUUCCACGCUUCUCAAAAGCUCUUUGUUUUUCAUUGAAGAAGAGCAAGAGCUUAUCAUCAUCAUCAUCAUCAUCAUCAUCAUCAUCAUCGCCUACCAUGCCCUCAGGUCCCAGGAAGAGGAAAGCACAAAGAAGGAAAAAGGAGGAGAGAGAGAAAGAGUUGGAGAAAGAGAAACAGAAGGAUAAAGAAGAAGUGAAAGAGAAACUCAACUCUCCUGCCACCUCUUCUUCCUCUCAAGAUUUUAACCACAGCAAAAAGGACAUCCACUACAAUGAAGAGAGCUCCAAGGAUGAUACUGGGAGCAGCAGUAGCAGCAGCAGCAGCAGCAGCAGCAGCAGCAGCAGUGAGGAGGAUGGGGAAAAGAAGAAGGGUGCGGCGGACGGCGGUGAGGAUGAGGCGGCGGUCGGAGAGGUGAAAGUUGCGGAGGAGAUCGCGAUCGCGAUCGCGAUCGAGAAGAGAGUUGUCCGACCUGUCGGUGAUGGGGCAGGGGCAGUGCCAGUGCCAGAUGAGGGCGCGGAUAAGCCGUUUGAUGUUUUGAUUGAGAGAGAUGAUAAGUUGUCUCAUGAGAGUGCGGAGAGAGCGGUCUUAUGGGAUCCUUCGGAUUGUCCGGCCGGCGAGAGUAUUCGAGAGGAGGAAGAGCCGUGCUGCCGAGAGAGUGAGGAAACAGAGGUGAAUACUCAGGCUGCUCCUGCACCGCUUUUGGAGCACCGGACUGCGUGGUGGAACUGCUGUGGAAUGUUAGAUGCGUUCGCCGGAUCUAAAAAAGAUUGAGCAGAAUAAAGAUGAGACAUCAACAAGAGCGUUUUGUAACGGUUGAUUUAUUAGAAGCAUUGCAAGGUUGUUGAUUGACUAGUGGUAAGUUUCCGAGUAAGCUCAUCGACUGCUUUGUAUAUUUUUUCGUUGAUAGAUAGAUCUUUCUCUACUCCUAAUAUUAUGCCUCAAGAAGGUGCCGGGAUCGGUUUUCUCAUCUAUAUAGCAUCAUGCAGUUUGAAGUAUGUCUGACACCAGAAGUAGCUAAACACCUGCUGAUGCAAGGUGUUGUAUUUGCAGGUCUUGUAGUUUUUGCCCUUUUUGGUAAUUACAUGCGUUUUUAGUAGAUUAAAACCUGUUACCAAGAUGUUCUUCCCGAAUCUUCUGUUCAUUUCUCGGGAUUUAUAAUAUUUUUGAUUCAGGAGAGAGUGGUGUGCUUCACCCACUGGCUACUAGCAAGUAUAUGGCAAUUUUGGAAGUCGAUGUUCAAAUCUUGUUGGAUAACCGCUCUUCUUACCAUAGCUAGUUAUGCGGGGAAGAGCGGCCUAUUAUUCAUAUAACAAAUACUAUUAUAAUACACUGGUUAUGCUUUUGCACUCGAUCAGUUUGAGAUCA